AUGGUUAAGCUCUUCACACCAUUCGCGACGUCGGUUGCCCUCCUUGUGGCGGCGGCAACUGCUACGGCCGUGCCCGAUGGUUCAUGGCCCGCCAGCACAGGCACCGUCCAGUACGCGGAAGCCUACGUUAUCAAGGCCGGUGAGGUGUUCGAUGGCAAGAUGCAGACCUUCGAGCGCUCCGACGUGUCGUGUGAAGGUCAGACUGAAAGCAAUGCCGACACCGCCGUGUUCAUGAUGGAGCCGGGUGCCACUCUCAAGAACGCUAUCAUCGGCAAGAACCAAAUGGAAGGUGUCCACUGUGAUAAGCACGACUGCACCAUUGACAAUGUCUGGUGGGAUGAUGUCACAACGGAUACGGUACUGUCAAGAUUGACGGCUUCUACGGUGAGGACAUCAGCAAGCUCUACCGUUCGUGUGGCACUUGUGGUGACAGACCGAAGAAGGUGUCGGUGUCCAAUUCGUACAUUGUGA
Molecule: messenger RNA, 471 nt
Organism: Phytophthora infestans T30-4
Lineage: Eukaryota; Oomycota; Peronosporomycetes; Peronosporales; Peronosporaceae
Product: polysaccharide lyase, putative
Exons: 2
Coding region: 1-471 (156 amino acids)
Biological process (GO): pectin catabolic process
Cellular component (GO): extracellular region
Molecular function (GO): pectate lyase activity
Source: RefSeq, a predicted model, not a curated record